UAAACGCUUCAGUCCAUCACCUGUCAGAGCUGGGCUACCCCUCUAUUUGGUGGACAGGAUCUGAUCCCGGGAUCUGUUACCCCUUUCUUUUCUCCUAAUCAGGCAGAGAAAAAAUUGCAACCAUGACGAAGAACUGUCACAACGACUAUAAAAUGAAGUUCUCCGUGGAUGAGGAGUUCCCCGACCUCUCCCAGCACAACAACCACAUGGCCAAGGUGCUGACCAAGGAUAUCUACUCCAAGCUGAGGGGCAAGUCAACUCCCAGCGGCUUCACUGUGGAUGAUGUGAUCCAGACUGGUGUUGACAACCCUGGUCACCCCUUCAUCAUGACUGUGGGGUGCGUUGCUGGUGAUGAGGAAUCCUAUGAGUUCUUCAAGGAGCUGCUGGACCCAGUCAUCUCUGACCGUCAUGGUGGAUACAAGCCCACCGACAAGCACAAGACUGACCUGAACUUCGAGAACCUGAAGGGUGGUGAUGAUCUGGACCCCAACUACGUGCUGUCCAGCCGUGUUCGUACUGGCCGCAGCAUCAAGGGAUUCACCCUGCCCCCCCACAACAGCCGUGGAGAGCGCAGAGGCAUUGAGAAGCUGUCUAUUGAGGCUCUGUCCAGCCUGGAUGGUGAGUUCAAGGGAAAGUACUACCCCCUGAAUGGCAUGACUGACGCCGAACAGGACCAGCUGAUUGCUGAUCACUUCCUGUUUGACAAACCUGUGUCCCCUCUGCUGACUUGUGCCGGUAUGGCCCGUGACUGGCCUGACGCCAGGGGUAUCUGGCACAACGACAAUAAGACCUUCCUGGUCUGGGUGAACGAGGAGGAUCACCUGCGUGUCAUCUCCAUGCAGAAAGGAGGCAACAUGAAGGAGGUCUUCAGACGCUUUUGCACUGGCCUGCAGAAGAUUGAGGCGAUCUUCAAGAAGCACAACCAUGGCUUCAUGUGGAACGAGCAUCUGGGUUUCAUCCUGACCUGCCCCUCCAACCUGGGAACCGGCCUGCGUGGUGGCGUGCACGUCAAGCUGCCCAAGCUCAGCACACACCCCAAGUUUGAGGAGAUCCUGACCAGGCUGCGUCUGCAAAAGCGUGGCACAGGUGGUGUAGACACAGCCUCUGUAGGUGGUGUGUUCGACAUCUCCAACGCUGACCGUCUGGGCUCCUCUGAGGUGGAUCAGGUGCAGCUGGUGGUUGAUGGUGUCAAGCUGAUGGUUGAGAUGGAGAAGAAGCUCGAGAAGGGAGAGUCUAUUGAUGGCAUGAUCCCCGCCCAGAAGUAAAUUGGACAGACAACCCAUGACCGAGUGACUGUCUAUGUUUGCUCUUUUUUUUUGUUUUUUAUUUUAUAAAAAACUGAAUUUGUAGCCGUGUUUUAAAGUUAUUUUACUGGUUUCGGCCAAGUGGCUACAUUCGGCUUACUUCUUUCCAUCAAGACACUCCGUUAUUCUUUGUACUUCUUCCUUUCUUACUUCUGUUUAACUUAUUUUCUUUUCUGCCUCUAAUCUCCUUCAAUUUAAAUCCUCUUCCCAUCUUCUCUAACAUCCUGGGAUCAAUCCAUGCAUAGCCUGGUCAUGGCUAUGUAUACACACCAAAAAGAAAAAAAAAAUUUGCUUGUAAAAUAUAGUCUAUUAAACUAAGCCCCAUGUAACCAA
Melanotaenia boesemani (Boeseman's rainbowfish) is the source of this 1637-nucleotide messenger RNA. It is a transcript of the gene ckmb, whose product is annotated as creatine kinase, muscle b. Gene Ontology annotation, molecular function: creatine kinase activity. The record is from RefSeq and is a predicted model, not a curated record. Gene Ontology annotation, biological process: phosphocreatine biosynthetic process. The transcript has 9 exons. Bases 123 to 1265 code for a protein of 380 amino acids. NCBI's taxonomy places the organism in Eukaryota, Metazoa, Chordata, Actinopteri, Atheriniformes, Melanotaeniidae.